CAUAAACGCGAAUUUUAUUUCAAUAAUUUAAAAAAAAUAAAUAAGUUUUUUUGUUCAUACCGCAAAUGCCGAAUGCUGAAUGUAUAGUUUUAAACUAAAUUAUUUAUAAAUAAAAAAAAAUAAAAGUUAUAACAAAAAAAUGACAACAACUGAACUUAAAGAUCCUGGAGCAACGCAAAACGAUGAAAGCCAGAAUGCAAGUUCAACUAAAAAGCGUUCAACUCGGAAUGAAGUAGGAUUGCAGCAACAGCAACAGGAUGGUGAAACGUUUUAUAAGAGCCUAAUAUCAUUUAAUGAACGCAGAAACACUCCGAUUGUUCGAAUGCCCAAAAUUAGUGGUGAGGAUGUAGAUUUACACAAAUUGUAUACUGAAGUUAUAAGUCGGGGUGGUUGGUUAAAAGUCAAUAUUAGAAAUGAAUGGGAAGAUGUCGCAAGUGAGCUUGGACUUUCUUCAAAAUGUGUGAAUGGUGUUGUCGCAUUGAAACAAAUAUAUUGUAGAUAUUUAGAUAAGUAUGAAAAAGUUUACUUCCUGGGAGAAGAUCCGGAUCGACCUGACGAGCCAGACGACGACGAUCGACAAAGUAGGCAUAAAAAAUGGUCUGAAAAAUCUACUCCCAUGGUACCAAUGUCUUAUAACUAUCUUCAGCACAACGUAUCAGAACAAAUUAGAAUAUCGAACAAAAUGUCUACAGAUUUAUAUAAACAUUCGGAAUACGAAAAGCUAUUGCUUUCUUUAAUGUCCCCUCUCCCAAACGAGCAGGAUUUCGCAAUAAAUGUAUGUACGUUAAUGGCAAAUGAAAGCAAACAUACUUUAAAAAUAGAAAAUUGCCCUAAAUUAUUAGAUGCCCUUGUUGCACAUGCAGGUGUAUUUCGUCAUGUAACAAUGAGACAUAUUUUCGAAGAGUUUUAUACGAAUACUAGAAAGCAUUCACUUCAAGCAUUUUGGAAUGACCUGCUUCAUAAGGUUCCUCUGAUUCUGGAAUUAUCCUAUGAAGACUCAUUGCAUACAAAUAGUCAAAAUGUAAUUGAUAGCAAGAAGGUAGAAAUUAACUCCAAAGAAUUUUUUGAAGAUGGAUUAAAUGCCGAUUUCGAUACUGAAUCUGAAAUGGAUCAAAUUAAUCUUGAUAAACUAGAGUUCUUAUCUUUAGGUCGGGGACUCGGGACUCGUGAAUAUAUUGGUCAAAGGGUUCAACAAAUUUCAUCCAUUAUGAGAAAUUUGAGCUUUUUUGAAGAAAACAUACCUGUUAUGGCCAAAAAUCGUACAUUUGUGCGAUUUUUGGUGAUGUGCUCAAAUAUUCGUUGGGGUAAUUUACAUCAUUUGGCUUUAGAUAUCUGUGGAAAUAUUGCUCUGGAAUUGGAAUUGUAUGAUCCAAAUACCGACGAUUUGACACGCUGCCUAGUUUCCACUCUUUGUGAAGGAAUCGAAAGUGAAGAUCGUGGAGUAAUUAUUAGUUGUCUGGAAAUUUUGAAUAAAUUAAGUCAAAAAGAUACAAAUGAAGACUAUUUAUUGAAAUGUUUAAAUCAGAAAAUAUAUGGUCAAAUGUGUCUUUUUUUGUCAUUAAAUGACAUAAUGCUGUUGCUAUAUACUUUAGAAUGUAUUUACAGUCUUAGUUCUUUGGGUUCAACACCAUGCAAUGCAUUUGUACAAGUAAAGGGAAUUGUAGACACCUUAGUAUCAUUGAUUACAGUUGAAGCACAAUCGUAUGGACCAGAUGGUUGUAUAUUAAUGAGAGUGGUAGAAACUGUUCCUGGAAAUAUGUUACCAAUGGUGGCUCAAAAUAUUGCAAAUUUACAAAAUGUUGCCCUAGCUCAACUUAAACAACCGCAACAACAGCAAAUUCACUUAAGUCAACCUGAAAAUAUUCAAAAAGUGUCGAAUAACUCUCAAGGACAACCAAUUCAAAAUACAACAACUUCCCAACAACAGCAACAUCAGCAAAAACAACAGUUGCAACAGCAGCAACUUAUUCAACAACAAAUGCAACAACAACAACAGCAAUUGCAUCAGCAGCAACAACAACAACAAUUACACCAGCAACAGCAACAACAAUUACAGCAACAACAACAAUUACAUCAACAACAACAACAACAAUUACAUCAGCAGCAGCAACAACAAUUGCAUCAACAACAACAACAAUUAAAUCAGCAGCAGCAACAACAAUUGCAUCAACAACAACAACAACAACAAUUACAUCAGCAGCAGCAGCAACAAUUGCAUCAGCAACAACAACAAUUGCAUCAACAGCAACAACAACAACUAAAUCAGCAGCAACAACAACCACCACAGCAAUCACAACAGACGCAACAACAGCAACAGUUACAACAGCAAACACAGACUCAACAACAGCAGUUACCGCAACAGCAGCAACAACCAUCAAAUACUUGUAAUAUAAAACAGAACCUACAAUCGCAGCAGUCUAUCGCACAGGAAAAUGAACAAUUUGCAACGUCUUGGCUUAAUGCAACAUUAGAAAUUGCUCCAUCUAUAGCAAAUCGGAUUGAACAACAAGAACUUUAUAAGUUAUACGUUGUAGCAGCUUCCAAAAAUGAAAAACGCGGCACUGUUCCACAAACUCAUUUUCCUAGAAUUGUUCGUUCAAUUUUUGGUACACAUAUUGGUCCAACUAUAUUAAAAACUAGUGAUUCAAAAGGAGUGGAAACAAAUAUGUUAUAUUACGUUAAUUUGAAAUUUCGUACUAACCCUUUACCUAUAAAAAAUUUAUCACAAGCUUCGCAAUCUAACCAUAAUCAACAGCAAUCCAUUCAACAAAAUACUCAGUUAUCACAGGUUAAUCAAUCACCACAAGUAAGCCAACAGUCUUCAUCCAAUCAAAACGCUCAAAGUAGUUCUAAUAACGUUAGUAAUACGUCGUUAAAUAAUUCUGCUACAAAACAAUUGAAUGCGCAAUCAUCUAAUAGUUCGGUAAAUAACUCUAAUACAGAGGUGGGUUUUAAACCAAAUUUAUCUACAAAAUUGUCAACAAUUACUUCAUCACCAUCUUCUAAUGUAAUAAUACAUUCACAUACAGACAGUAGUAAAUUCAAUAAUAUAAGUAAUAAAUCGCAAAAAAUAAAUGAACACAUUCAAAAUAGUAACGCUCUUAUUGAUAAAAACAGUAGUUAUCAAAGUAAAACACUUCUGCAAACGCAACCUACAGUAAUAAUUAAAAAAGAUUGUGCUAAAUUCGAACAAUCGAAAAAUCAAAAUUCGCAACAUCUCUCAAAUGUCUCAAUGUUACAAAAAAGAAACACAGUAGAUUUAUUGGAAAAGGAUAUUUUUGAUUCGAAUUCUAAAAUUAAUAUCACUUCACAUCUAACUCCAAAUGACUCCAUUAAAGUAGUAAAACAAAAUGUAAUUGUAUCCAAUAAGAUAUCAAUAACUAGUAAAGGAUCACCAACAUCUCUCCCAAAGCAACAACUAAUUGUUAACAAAAACAUAAAACAAAAUCAGAACUCUGGUAAUCAACCAAAAGUUGUAAUUCAGAACAUUUUGCCACAAAAAGAAGAACAAAAACAAGUACAGGCAUCUUUUCUACCACCCCAUCAACAAACUCCGGUACACGUUCAAAUGCAAUCGCAGCAGCAUAUCAAGCAUCAAAAUCAAUUUUCUUCUCAAACUAAUAUUCAACAAUCGCAAACUAAUCCUGUAGUUAACACUGUACAAAAAAUUCAUCAAAAUCAAAUGUUAAAAUCUCAAACGUUACAUCAACAACAACAAUCAAAAUUGCAACCCGAUAUGAUGCAUCAUCAACAAUCACAACAAAAAAUUAUUGGAAAUGUUAUUAUAACACAGCAUUCUGGGCAUGUGACAACUAAAACAACGACUAUUGGCCAAACACAAAUGACUACAACAACUCACAUACCAAGUACUGCGGGAGGAUCUACUGCAAUAAUCAAAACUCUUCUAGCAAACAAGGUAACGACAACUCCUAAUAGUAACAAUAAUAAUAGUUUUACAAAUUCUAAAAUUACUACCGCUGCAACUUCUCAAAUUGUGGGUAGCAACGGUAGCAUGCCAACUACAUGUGCUGUUGUUAAAGAAACGAUUAUGAAUUCAGUCAAUACAAAUAACUCCAAUUAUGUGAUCACGCAAAAUCUUAAUUUGCAUCAGCUGGCACAAAGGCAAAAUUUGGCAAAGCAAAAAGAGGUGACUAAUCAUCUUCACGCAGCGUCAGCAAAUAAUAGUACCCAAAAACUAUCCACAACAACAAUUAGCGCUUUGGUUAAUAACCCGAUGAUUCAGUCAACUCCAGUUAAAGUUGGACAAACAACUAUCAAACCAAUUAAUCCACAUUCCAUUGAAAAAAAAGUUAUUCAGGUGCCUAUUGAAAAUAUGGAUACAUCAAGUUGGGAUCCUGUACCCCCACUAGCUCCAAUUGGUGCAGCUACAGUACGAUCAAUAAUUGUACCAACGUCAUCUUUAUCUACGGCCAGCGAAGACUCUUGUAAUUCAGUUGCAUCAAGUGCAAUGAGUACAAGCCAUGUAAUGCUAAAUGACGACGGCGAAAGUUCUUUAAUUAGUUUUGACGGUUUGCUAAUACCAAAAUCGAAAUCCAAUGCAUCAUCAAUAAUGGAAGAUGAUAGUUCAAAAGACUCGACCCUCAAGGGAUCGCAAUUUAUUAAUGCAAACAAAAUGCUUGUUAAUCUUUUAGAUAAAAAGUCACCAGAUCCUCCAACUUUAACCGUUGGAAUAAAAAGAAAAAUUACAGAUGAUAAUAAAAGUCGAAAAAAACCAGUAAUGAUUACUCAAAUUGAAGAUACUGAGCAAAACAUAGUACCAUCCAAAAAUGCUGCAAAUUUGUACGCGGAGAUGGCGGCAUCAAUUUUAGAAGACGAAGAUUUAGAAGAUGUCAUUCCAACAGCUAAAGUCAGCAUUUCAAAUUCAAAUAAUUCAACUACAUCAUCCGUUGCAGUAGUUGCUCAGAAACAACAUACUUCACAACAACAGCAACAAACUGUCCAAACUGUAAUACAAAAGCCUGCUGAGCCACAAAAACAAAUUAUUACAAUGCCCUUACAACGUCAAAUAAUCGUUUCUCCUAAUGUUUCACAUCAACAAGUUAUAUUGUCACAGAGCCCAAUUACAGUUCAGGCUUCACAGUCAUCGCAAACAAUUACAACGUCUGGAUUGCAACAAGCCGGUCUAAAAUCUGAUUCAAAUCUUCAAACUGUUCCCUUAAUUUUACAAAAACAAAUAGGACCAGGAGGACAGCAAAUUAUUCAACAAGUAUUACAGCAACAGCCUCAGACACAAACUCAGUAUGUGCUAGCAACAAAUCCCCAAGGCCAAACAUAUUUAGUAGCACAACAAGCACCACAACCACAAUCUGCAGUUUUAUUAACGCAAUCAACAACUCAAAAUCAACAAUCUGGUCCUACAAAAACAAUCAUUAUAUUACAACAACAAGGCGCCCCCCCUCAAGCUGUCGCACAACAACAAAUUAUUGCUGGUGGACCUGGUCAACCUCAAAAAAUGAUAAUGACAACCCCACAAGGUCAACAAAUGAUUGUAACGCAAGUGCCGCGACCUCCAGUGCAACAAAUUAUAGUGAACCAAGGCGGAAACGUUUUGCCUCAAAAUGUAGUGCUUACCCAAACAGUUUUGCCGCAAACUUCUCAACCACAAACAACAAUACAACAAAUUCAGCAAGCUGCUCAACAAUCUCAACUCUCUCCGCAAUUACACAUCCAGCAAACUAUUCUAAACCCUCAAAAUCAAUCACAAACCGUUGUUCCACAAAUAACCGCCAACGGAGCAACUCUACAAAUUCAACAGCAAACGUCACAUCAACAGCAGUCAUCUAUACUGUCACAGUUACCUCAAAUUCCAGCGACUAUAAAAUUGCAUACUCCUGUCGCUACUGCCACGACGAAUCAAAAAUCGAUUUCACAACAGCAAAAUAUAGCAGCAAAAAUCGUUAAUAAACCUGGGACGCCGACAGUUUCGAUUGUUGCACAAAAUCCGGUUACAUCUCAACCAAAUUCAGUUCAACAGCAAAUAAUUCAACAAAUUGCUAAACCAAGUGCAAAACCAUUAAAUUCUUCAUUAAGUAAAGUAACAAUGCAGCAGCAAAUUCAAUCUCCUUCCCCCCAAACAAAUACAACCAAAUCUCACCCUAAUAUUCAGCAACAACAAAAUCAAGCAAGUCAAAUAACACAAAAAUCGCAAACUAACGCAGCACCAUUACAAACAUUUCAGCCACAGAAAGUACAACAGCAACAACAACAUAACCCAAAUCCUUCAACUCCUAAUCAAACAAAUUCUUCCCAAUGCCAAACUCCUGUACAUCAACAGCAAAAGUGCUUAGUAAAACCACAAAAAACUCAACAAACCUCACUUCCACCAGCAGCAAGUCAACAUCAAAAUAUAGUUCAACAAAUUUUAGCUCAAAAUCCUUCCCAAACUCAAAUAAUUCAACAGUCACCUCCUAUCCAGAGCACAAAUUCUCAAGCUAUAACAAAUCAAAGUAAACUGAAUCAACCUGCACCGUCAGCUAAUUCAAAUCAGCAAAAUAGCAAUUCCACAAACUCAAUUCAACCAGUAAACAAUAAUAACCAUUCAAUAACUAAUGUAAACCAACAAUUAAGUUCUGUUAAUUCAGGUCAGCAAUCUAAUAUCGCUUCUUUAAAUCAACAAACUGGGCAAACGCAACAAUGCCCAUCAAGUACUUCACAAAAUAGUGGUGCUAAUAACUCAAGUUCUACAGCGCCAACAGCAAAUAGCUCGAACACGUCGAAUAAUUCAAAUGAACAAAACUCUGCACAACAAAAUCCAUCUGCGCCGCCUCCACCGCCGCCUGUACAGAAAAACAAAACUGAUGAAGAUAUUGCAGAUAUUAAUUACAUAUAUGUUUGUGAUUGGAGAAAUUGUCCUCGAAAAAAAUAUAAAUCUGUACAGGAAAUUUAUAAGCAUGCAUGUCAAGUACAUUGCCCAGAAGGAUUGGAUAUAGGCGCAGAAAUAUAUUGCCAAUGGGGUCCUGGACCAGGUUUCUGUGAUAAUAUUCCAAGAAAAAGAUUCUCCUUAAUGACACAUUUACUUGAUCGUCAUUGCACUAUGGAGAGCAUGAAGGCAGCAGUUCAACGUCGUUUAUUAAUGGGAAUUCCUCAACCCACGCACGCUAACCCGGUUACAAUUAUAAAAAGUAACGAAGCUCGUGGUUCCACAGCUUCGCCCGCCUUAUCGACGUCGUCAUCGGGCUCAACUCCUUCUGGGGCUGUUAUAUCAGCCGCAAUGCAUGCAAUCAAAAGACAUUCAAAUGAUUUUAUAAAUCCAAAAGAACUAAUGGAUGAAAAUGAAGGACCUGUUACAAAAAGUAUUCGAUUGACAGCAUCUUUAAUUUUGAGAAAUUUGGUAACAUAUACCGACAAAGCUAAACGACACAUACGUCAAUACGAACCUCAUUUGGCGGGGGUAGCCUUAAGUAACGUUGAAUCAAGUCGAACCAUUUCUCAAAUCUUGUAUGAGUUAAACAAUUAACUAUGAUUUAUUUUGAAUUUUUUUUCUCGAACAACUGGCUCGUUAUUUAUAUUUAAGCAUUUUUUUUCGACCUUUUCAAUUAAUUAUUUCAGAUAUUAGAUUCUAAGAAGGAAGUGAUUACAACUGAUGAAUAGAUUAGAAAA
Condylostylus longicornis is the source of this 7620-nucleotide messenger RNA. It is a transcript of the gene Bap170, whose product is annotated as AT-rich interactive domain-containing protein 2. Bases 140 to 7477 code for a protein of 2445 amino acids. Gene Ontology annotation, molecular function: DNA binding. NCBI's taxonomy places the organism in Eukaryota, Metazoa, Arthropoda, Insecta, Diptera, Dolichopodidae. Gene Ontology annotation, cellular component: SWI/SNF superfamily-type complex. The record is from RefSeq and is a predicted model, not a curated record. Gene Ontology annotation, biological process: regulation of DNA-templated transcription. The transcript has 9 exons.